Molecule: messenger RNA, 1736 nt
Organism: Rhizophagus irregularis DAOM 181602=DAOM 197198
Lineage: Eukaryota; Fungi; Glomeromycota; Glomeromycetes; Glomerales; Glomeraceae
Molecular function (GO): protein binding
Source: RefSeq, a predicted model, not a curated record
AAAAAAAUGAAAUAAUUGUAUCGUAAUUAGUUAUAUUUAAAAAUCAUAACUAAGUCAUCAAUGAGAUAACUAAUUCAUAAUUCCCUUAUUUUUUUCAACCUUCUUUUCUCUCUCUCUUUCUCUCUCAUAAUUCGAUAAUAAUAAAAAAAAAGGAUGUCGAGACUCAACCCGGAUAUUCUUAUACUUAUUUUCGAUAAAUUACAGUAUGAUAAAAAAUCUUUAUAUUCUUGUAUUCUGGUUAAUAGAGAAUGGUGUCGUAUAGUAGUACCAAUCCUAUGGAAAGUUACAUGGUAUAAUGAUGAAAAAUCUGAAAGAAAACUUUUCAACACAAUACUUUUUUGUUUGCCAAUAUCUUCAAAACAACUUUUAAUUGAUAAUGGUGUGAAAUUACAAUUAUCUUUAAUGACAGGUCAACCUUUGUUUAAAUAUAUUAGUUUUUGUACAUUUCCAAAUAAUAGUAUUGUAUAUAAAAUGAUUGAAAUGGUUCUUGUAGAUGAUUACUCCUCAUUAAAACAAAUGAAGAGAGAUCUAUUGAAACAAGAAAUCUUUAAAUUAUUUGUUAGUCAAUGUAAAAAUAUUAAAAAAUUAGAUUGGGAUAACACACAACCUUUGUCUUUAUUUUCCGGUGCAUCAACGUGCUUCUCUUCACUCCGUGAUUUAUAUGUUGACGUUGAUUUCGUAAAAUCUGAUGCCUUAUAUGGGAUGGCACAAAUUUGUAAAGGUAUAGAGAAAUUAACUCUUCAUAAUUGUAUUCAAGAUGUUCCCGGAUUGGUAAUUUUAAUUGAUGUUCAAAGGAAUCUAAAAAGUUUAUCGAUUCAUUAUGAAGAAUUUAAAGGGAUUGACAAAGAGCUAAGUAAAGCAAUGAGAAAAAAAGCAAAAACAAUAACUGAACUUUAUUUAAGUCCAGUUAAUUGUGUUUCGCCUUUAAUCUUAACAUCAUUUAUUAAAUUAGAGAAGGGAUUAUUUUAUAAUUAUUCGAAUAAUGAAUAUGAUAAAGAAAUCGAAGAAUUUCAACGGUAUUUGAAAAUUUUGGAAUUUCCUGAUCUUCAAUAUCUUGAGAUCGAACAUUUAUCAUGUUUCAAAGAAUUAUCAUUAUUAAUUGAAAAAAGUAAAGGAAACAUAUUAGAAAUUAAUAUUUAUACAAAAAAUGAAAAUGCUGAGAACGCAGGGUUACUUAUUAAAACAAUUUCUAGAAAAUGUCCAAAGAUUGAAAAGUUAACAACACAUCUUGAUCUUGUAGGUUUAAAAUAUUUAAAAGAAUUAUUAAUUAAUUGUAAUUAUUUAGAAUAUUUAAGAUUAGAUUGUUUACAUCCAAAGGCUGAAAAGAUGGGGGAUGAGAUAUUAGAUAUUAUAAUCAAAUAUUCUCCAUUUACGUUAAAGGAAAUUCAUCUUAGCGAAACUUGGAUGUUUUCGGUUGGUGGGUUUGAAAGAUUUUUUGAUAGUUGGAAAGGGAGAGAUCCGGUUGAUUUUGAAAUAAUUUAUAAUGAUUAUAAUAAUUAUAGUUAUAUUACAGCAAAUCACAAAAAUAUUAUUAGAAAAUAUGUUAAUGAAAAAGUGAUAAAUUUUUCCAAUUGUUUUUAAUUUAAUUAAUUUAAUUUUAUUUUUGCUAUAAUAAACACUAUCAAUUGUCGUGUUUAAGUAUAUGUCGUACAUAAAUUUCUGACGCAUGUGAAAAAUUAGGCAUUAGAAAUUAAAAUUGGAUCAGUAAUUAGUAAGAUAUUUAAAUUAAAUUUAAA